GGGGGGGGCUGCAGGGGGGGAAUGCCGGGGGGUGGGGGGGUGGGAAGGGGCCGAGCUUCCCACAAAACGGGGCUAUGUGCGAGGAGAAAGUGCAUCAGUGCGGGAGGAGCAGCGUAGGGGGCACUUCCGAGCAGGCGGCGGAGCGGGGAGACGGCGGGGGCCGGGAAGCGACAGACAAAGAGGAGGGAGGACAUGAGCGAAGGGAGAGAGCAGGGGAUCAGCUGAGUUAAACCACGCAGGAAACGCAUCCCUGAGGAGAGCCAGGGACAGGUUGUGUGUCCCCCCCUUACACCCUUUUCUUUUCGGGCAAGAAGACAAAGCAGCAAGUGGCUCCAUGGGGAAAGGUGGGGAGAAAGGAGGGGGGUCGGGGGAGCCGGAGGCGCAGCUCCGCUUCUACACCUGGGAGGAGAUCCAGAAGCACAACCUGAGGACGGACAACUGGCUGGUGAUAGAUCGAAAGGUUUAUAAUGUCACCAAGUGGGCAAACAGACACCCGGGGGGUCAACGAGUGAUCAGCCACUGGGCCGGCGAAGAUGCCACGGAUGCAUUCCAGGCUUUCCACAUCAAUCCCACCUUGGUGCAGAAGUUUCUCAAGCCAUUACUUAUUGGAGAGCUUGCUCCAGGAGAACCUAGCCAGGACCGAGACAAAAACUCCCAGCUGGUGGAGGAUUUCCGGACCCUGAGGAAGACGGUAGAGGACAUGGACUUGUUCAGAGCAAAUCCUUUGUUCUUCUCUCUUUACUUGGGCCAUAUUAUUGUAAUGGAAGUAUUGGCCUGGUUAAUGGUUUCAUACUUUGGCAAUGGCUGGAUCACAACUCUCAUCCUCUCCUGCAUCCUUACAACUUCCCAGGCCCAGGCAGGGUGGCUGCAACAUGAUUUUGGACACCUCUCUGUCUUUAAGAAGUCUUCCUGGAACCACAUCGUCCACAAGUUUGUCAUUGGACACCUGAAGGGUGCCUCUGCAAACUGGUGGAACCAUCGUCACUUCCAACACCACGCCAAGCCCAACAUAUUCAAGAAGGAUCCAGAUGUGAACAUGCUGCAUAUUUUUGUCCUUGGAGAUACACAGCCUGUUGAGUAUGGCAAGAAGAAACUGAAGUACCUGCCUUACAACCACCAGCAUGAAUACUUCUUCCUCAUCUUCCCACCUCUGCUCAUCCCUGUGUACUUCCAAAUGCAAAUCAUCUCAACCAUGAUCAAGCGCAGGUUCUGGGCGGACCUAGCCUGGGCCAUCAGCUACUACAUACGCUAUUUCAUCACAUACAUCCCAUUCUAUGGCGUUCUGGGAUCCCUGUUUCUCCUCACUUUUGUCAGGUUUCUGGAGAGUCACUGGUUUGUGUGGGUCACGCAGAUGAAUCACAUUCCAAUGGAAAUUGAUUCCGAGAAGCACAGAGACUGGCUUAGCUCUCAGAUGGCAGCCACCUGCAAUAUCGAGCAGUCCUUCUUCAACGACUGGUUCACUGGGCACCUGAAUUUUCAAAUUGAGCACCACCUGUUCCCAACAAUGCCACGGCACAAUUUCUGGAAGGUGAAACCUUUGGUGAAGUCAUUAUGUGCCAAGUAUGGAGUCCAGUACGAAGAGAAGCCUCUUGGAAAAGCAUUUGUAGACAUCGUUGGGUCCCUAAAGAAAUCUGGAGAUCUAUGGCUGGAUGCUUACCUCCACAAAUGAACAUGAAUCUUAAUGGGGAGGUGUGAGUGACCGGGAGGGAUGGGGGGUGUGCGGGGGGGAAAUCACACACGUGUCUUUUACUCUCAGAUUUCAGUCUAUAUCUACUUGCACAGUUGGAGGGGAAUUUCCUGUCUUGUCAGCUGCUACUGGGGACGGGCUCAGGCAACCUGUUUAAUCCAGACAGAACAAAAACAUGCUUCAGAGGAUGAAAAGCGAUGCCAGUAUUGCACAAAAUGAAAGGUUGGGAGAGGAUGGACAGAAAGAGUGUUUAAAAAAGGGGCAUUAAUAUCCAACCUUCACCUUCUGUUCAUAAGAUUCCUUCUAAUUCUACCUAAACCACACAAGCCCCUGAUUCAGACACUUGUAAGAGUUGACGGGCUUCAGUGAGCAUUUGCAAUCCAAGGACACCCCAGUCAGCUUCUGCCUCUUUCCUCUUUCCCACUUUUGUGUAUAAGAAUUGUUCAGCAGAGAGUUUCGUUUUGUUUUCAAGUUAAAAAUAACCAGAUCCAUGCUCACCAUCACAACAGGGAGCUCAGGUGGGCUGUGAUGCCCAUCAGCCCUGCCUGCAGGAAUGCUUCCAGCACUGCCCAGAGCCCAGCUCCCUCCUUCCUUUCUCUAAUCACUUUAGUAAAAGCUGUGAUACUGACCCUGCAAAACUAAUGUCUAACCACCUCUCAGCGGGGUUAAUAUAACUGUGUUUUUAUGACCAGCCCCUAUUUCUAAGGGUCCGUGGAAGAUCCUGAGGCUUAAACAGCAAAAUAUCUCUUUUAGGAGACAUUGUCUCUUUAAUGAGCACCAGCUCUGGCAUAGCAUUAUGGUUGUCAGUAAAUUACACAAAAGACCAACAUAAAGUCACGUAAGGAAAACUUACUAAUUGCUGGUGAUGGCUCCAGUGUAAUCACAAAUGGUCUUUUCACACCAGAGCAGUUCAGCGUGCUGCAGAACCCCAUGGUUCUGCCUGCCUGCACAUGCCUGGCACAGACCAAGCCUGUUUCUGCUUCUCAGAGGUCAGGAGCAGUGGCACAUGUUUACCCCUCUCUUGGGAACAAUCAGCCAAUAAAAGGAGUUGUCCCUUCAAAAGGAGGAGCUGCCCAACCCUUUGACAUGGCCCUUCUGGAAACAGAACUGAGCAGGCUGUGCUGGUGGUAUGAAACCUUCUGGAAAACCCUCUAACACGCUGUCUAAAACUCUAUUUUCUGCCCAACACCUAAUUACCAAAAUUCAUUCAUGGCUUAUCAGGAGAUAUGGUUGAACAGCUUCCAGGUGCUUCUCUAACAGGCAACCUGAUCCCAAGUAAAUCAAGGGCUUUAGAUUCAGCUGUAAUACAACAGAAGACACAUACCCUUUAGUGUGUGAUAAAGGGCCAUGGUUUCAAAAGCAGCCUCCAGUUCCAACAGCUGCCUCAUUGCUCACUCAAAACACACAAUAGGGAUACUCAAGUUAGGAGUUUGCAUGCCUCAUUGCUUUGCUCAGCUCUGAAACUGGAUCUUCCCUAUCAAAUCCUUGAAUGCUGAGUCCCACAAAAUCAGCAAGAUGCUUCUUGAACAGGACUAGGGCCAGCCACUUCAAACAAUAAAUGGAUUUCCCCACUGCCCUCUUUGGAGGAUAAGAUGAGAUUAUAUCUUUUCUUAUAGAUGGGAAAUUCAUAGGCAGGACUGCAACUUAAGCUAGCUACUAAUACUUAAGGUUUGUAGAGGGCUUAUUCUGGUGUUCUCACCCACCCCCAAGCUGGCAAUACCUGGAUGUCACUAGGAAUGCUUAGGGUGAAAAACUACUGUCCCUGGGGUGUCUGAAGCUCAAGCAGACUUUGAGCAAAUUAUAUAGUUGAUUUCUAAUAGCAUAAACAAUAACAUCCUUCUGGAUGCUGUAAUAUCCCAGACAGGUAGUAACGAGCUAGCCUGGAAUUGUGGCUAACAUGAAGACUGCCUUAAUACGUGCAUCUCUUUCUGACUCCUUGAAUGUAUCUCCCUGUCUCUGCUCCGGCAAGGAUGACCACAAGCACAGAGUAGCAUCAGCAAUGCAAUCUUUUAAAUAUUCAGCUUAUUUUUCUGACAGUUCAUACUUUUUCAUCCCUCCAGUUCUUAUUUCUUAAUACAGAUGCUUCUUCCUCCUUAGCACUGUCCCCUCUUCUCUCUCUUACCUUUCUUCAAGAGAAAGUGUUUUUUAAUACCUAGAGAAACCAGUAGCUCAGCCUGCAUAGAGUCCUGCUUUAGCAGCUUGACUUUCCUGCUUGCCACUGACCAGUCUACUGGAAGGACUGGUUUUCUGCUAUAAACCCAAAAGAACCGCCAACACAACAGCCUGGCCCAAAAGAAGACAGCAACUGCUACUGAUGAUGGCUGGAAGAACUUGAAACCUUCAAGGAGAGUAACCAUCUGCAGAAGGAAAGACCAGCUCUUAAAUGGGCAUUUUUUCCCCAAGACCGUAGCAGAAGGUUCUAAAGGGAAGAAAGGGGGGACAGGAAAGAUCUUGAUAUUAACUCCUCCCCAGCUAUUUGCUUCUUUCAGAGUCUUGAAGAAUUCCCUUUUCAUGAAAAAUGUUCAGUUGCUCAAAUCCAGAAAUAAAAGGCGUGCAAUGUGAUGGUCAGAACUGAUUUCCAAGCGUCAUGCAGUGUCCUUGCUGUUGCAAGGGAAAAAGGUCUGUUCUGCAAAGAACAGGUCACCAACCUUUUUUAACUAGCCAUGUGUUUUUCUUACUCAUUGAACUUGUAUGUGCAGAAAGUUUGCCUGAUGAAAAUGGAAGAUGCUGGUUAUUUUUCCAGGCAAAGCCUCUCUGGCUUGGAUAGUUUCUUCCCUUCCUCCAAGAAAUCCCAGCUCUAUCUUAGAAUUUGAGCUGUUUCCUAUGUGCCUUGAUGUGCAAGUUCUCCAUCCUUUAACUGGAGCAGAACUAACAGAUCUCUGACAAAGAGCCCUGGAAGUCUGGAACAAUCUGCUUUGUUGUAUUGAAGUAGCACCAAAGUGACAUGAGACUUAAGGAGAUGUUCCAGAAGUGUCAGUAAAACUGCAAACUUAGGUGAAUAUAAAGCUCCCAUGACCUUGCUUGGCUUUGUCUCCAACCUGGGCAAUAUGCAGUAAUCCAUCACACAAGGAUCCCUUGCAGGUUACAAUUAGCCAUCAAAAUGGUUCAAACACAGCUAUUUCAGUCCAGUUUUGCCCAGCUUUCUGAAGACCAUAACUAACUAGUUUCUCUGAAAAUAAUGAGGUGAAAUCUUGUACCCCUUCUCUCUUGAUAAAGGUCAUUCAUUUGCACUGUAAUGAGACACAAACAACAAACUAAUAAGCUGUAAAUCAUGCUGGGAGCCUGCCAGGGUUUAUUUAACCACAUUAUUGGCUACAGGAGCGCAUGGCAAUGGAGAGAGGCCACGAGCUGGAGACGCAGAGCUUAUUUCAGGGCAGAUAGAUAAUAAAACAAUAGGCAGGAAAGAACUGGCUUUGCUUCUUGUUAGUGGGGACUGGAGCAGAAGCUGGAGGACCGGGAUGGUCAAAGAGAGUUGGAAGAGAAAGGCAUUAGCUGAAGCAAGUGCAGAAAAGGCAGGAGAAGCUUUGGGAAGCACAGAAAUAAGCAUGUGUUUGGGGAGAAGUACGGAGAUGGAGAAAUGACAGAAGGGAACAGGCUGGGGAGGGAUGCAGGACAGAGUGGGAAUAAAAAUACCAAGGAGUUGGAGAGAGAAGAAAAAGCAACUUGAAAUCAGAUGUCCCAUAUACUCCCAUUCAUCACUAGUAUCUGCCUGGACAACCGCUUAUGCUAGGGACAAGGCAAGAAAGGGCAGAGCACAGGCUCAAAGGAGCUGGCAAAGUCUGGCAGCAUCACUAGACACCUUGUUGUGAGCUGGAUCUUGCAUUGAGCUCAGUCUCGAUGAGGGUAACACACAGAGCGCCCUUCAAUAGGGUGUUUCAGUCCUCUGCAAAGCACGUGCUUCUCCACUCUGACUGAGGUAGGUCAAAGCUGUGGCCCUGGCUUUCGGCAGUGGGUCCAUGCCAGCUUUGUGAACUAACUAGAAAUCUAGCCCCAUGUUUCCAGAUAGAGGCACAAUGACAAUCAGGGGACUUGCACUGGAUUUAUUUCCUUUAUGCAUGAAUUUGAGGAGUCUGAGAUCCCAACUGCUUACUGAAAUAGGGCUUGGGAGGCUCAGAGCCAUCAGGACAUAUCUCCAGGCACCAUCACUCCUUGCUACAAGGGCUGAUCACACUGACUGGGUUUUAGGUCAUCAUUAGGGCAAAGACAUCGUUUUCUUCCUGUAACAAGCUGCAAUGUCCUAGCCAUGGGCUCUUCUAGUAGAUGCUUUCCUAAGGAAGCCUUCCUAACAAAGCCCUAACUUUUCAAAUGUGUUCUAUGAGUUGUUAAAACAUCAACCCCACAUUCCUUAUAGGACAGCUCCUAAUUAUUUAAUUCUUAAAAGGAAAUAAAUCAGUAACUCAAAAAGAACAAUUUUUUUUCUUGUGUAUUCUACUGCUCAAUAAAAUCAUAACUAUUUGUUGACC
This is a messenger RNA of Strigops habroptila (Kakapo), 6150 nucleotides long. RefSeq names its product acyl-CoA 6-desaturase-like. Gene Ontology annotation, molecular function: oxidoreductase activity, acting on paired donors, with oxidation of a pair of donors resulting in the reduction of molecular oxygen to two molecules of water. Bases 335 to 1669 code for a protein of 444 amino acids. Gene Ontology annotation, biological process: lipid metabolic process. Lineage: Eukaryota; Metazoa; Chordata; Aves; Psittaciformes; Psittacidae. The transcript has 12 exons. The record is from RefSeq and is a predicted model, not a curated record. Gene Ontology annotation, cellular component: membrane.